This is a messenger RNA of Leptinotarsa decemlineata (Colorado potato beetle), 1915 nucleotides long. Its product is annotated as gamma-1-syntrophin. Lineage: Eukaryota; Metazoa; Arthropoda; Insecta; Coleoptera; Chrysomelidae. The record is from RefSeq and is a predicted model, not a curated record.
GCUAUUCUGUGCCAGGGAGCCAGGGGUUCUAUGCAUCUUGCAUCUUUAUGACUACUAGAACUAGGACCAAUGACUACUGUUCAUGACAGGUAUGCGAAUAUGGCUUUUUGCACGAAAAAACUCUAAAAAGUAGAUCAUUUGGAAAGUGUGUCAAUGCAAACUUAUGACUCAAUGCGGUGUAGUUUGUUUUGAUUCUUCAAAAAUGGCAGUUCUAAUAAAGUAUAUUUGGAUAUCCCUAAAACCAUCAUCGCUCUUGGUGCUUAUUUAAUGUGAAAUGCUAAUCAGAGCUCUCUGACAUUGUAAAUUUGUUUUGAAUCGGCAGGUGUAGUGUUUCAUAUUGGAUACCUAAGAGUCAAAUAUGAGGAUAACUACUACAAGAAUGACAACACCAAUUGAGGAAAAAGUGGACCAAAAGCUCAAAGUUAGGACUGGAAUGGUCACAGUUAGUGAUGGAAAAAGUAGACCAAUUCCUGUUCAACUGCACCUCUCAAUGGAAGUUUUGCGUUUGCAAAAAGAGGAGCCAUUACCUCUUGAAUCAAAACCUUUGAAUUCAAAGGAGAGAAUGGUUCAGGUGAGACGUCAAAGGGUUGGUGGACUAGGAUUGAGUAUCAAAGGCGGAGCAGAGCACAAACUUCCGAUAUUGAUUUCUAGAAUAUAUAAAAAUCAAGCGGCUGAUCAAACAGGCGAGUUAUUUGUUGGAGAUGCUAUAAUAAAAGUAAAUGGGGAAUAUAUCACAGCCUGCCCUCACGAUGAUGCUGUGAAUAUUCUGCGUAAUGCUGGUGACUUGGUAGUGUUAACUGUGAAGCACUAUAAAGCGGCUACACCAUUCCUACAGAAACAAGACGAUAAGGAUUCACAACAAACAGAUAGUAAUAGUGAUGAAAAAGGUGCAUCAGAUGAGAGUUUACGGGUGACGACUAAUAGUACAAGUAGUAGACCAAGUUCUGUAUGUUCAGAACUUGAUCCUGAGCAAUCCCAGACACAUUGGGUGGAUAUCAUAGUGGUGCCUUUGAUGAUGGCUUAUGUUACAAGAUACAUUUUUGGGACUGACAAGUUGAGACCAAAUGCUUUUGAAGUGAGAGGGUUGAAUGGAAUCAGUACUGGAAUUAUACAUUGUGAUGAUUCUGCCAUACUUUCCCAGUGGUUGAAAUUUAUCACUGAUAAUAUUAUUGGACUCACUAAUCUGCAGAUGAAAUUGUAUAACCGAAACUUUAGUGUUUCUGACCGUAUAGAAUACAUGGGUUGGGUAAAUGAAGGAGUACUGAAUAAUAACCAUCCCUGGCAGAAUUACAAACCAAGGUUUUUUGCUCUAAAAGGCACCGACCUGAUGCUUUUCGAUUCACCUCCAUUGAAUGUUGUGGAUUGGAGCAAAUGCCCACUCAUGUUUAAAGUAUACCAGACCAUGUUUCGAGUGGUCAAGGAAUCUGAAAAUGUGGAUGAACGUCAGCAUUGCUUCUUGGUGCAAACAUCUGGACAGGAUUCUCGUUAUUUUUCUGUUGAAACUCGUCAAGAACUGCUAAGAAUUGAAAAUGCUUGGCACUGUUCUGUUUGUACAGCUGUUAUGAAAUUAGGGAACAAAACUUUCACUGUAAGCAGUAAUGGAAAAACUGCUGGACUGACUUUAGACUGGAACUUAGGAUUUUCUUUACAUGAAGGUGAUUCCAAAACGCCCCUUUGGCAAUAUAAAUUUUCUCAACUUCGAGGAUCAUCAGAUGACGGAAAAUCCAAGUUGAAAUUGCAUUUUCAAGAUAUUGAUUCCAAAGCCAUUGAGACAAAGGAACUGGAAUGUUCUAUAUUGCAAAGCUUGUUAUUUUGUAUGCAUGCUUUUUUGACUGCUAAAGUUGCCUCUGUCGACCCUGGUUUUUUGUGUUCGAUGAUACCAUAAACUCAAAUGGAUUAAUAGUCUGAUACCAUA